AUGGAGUCAUUACAAAGAAAAAAGUUGCACGAACUACUUGCUCGUGCAGACGUUUUGGCGGGCAAGACCGAGUCUGACACUCGAGACGGUGCAAACUCCGGAGAUGCGAAAGAGCUGUUAGGAAUACGGGACAUGAGAUUGAUCCAUACAAUGUUGGAGAUCGUUGUAUGCUGGGGAAUUUACCCCUCUUUUAUGAAAGGCGUCGGCAUUCCACUUGCACAAAGGAGUCGUUCAGGAUUUGUCCAAUCCGAUAACUUUCAGAUGUUUUCUCCAAACAUUUCUACUUUGAGAUCGAAUGAGCAACCAGACCAACAAAGGCUCUUUGUUUUAGCAGAGAAAUUGACGCAGAUAGCUCUCUGCACCCCCACGAAACCAUUAACUUAUACAACGGUAUCAUCAAUAUUGUUUGCAAAGCAUUUGACGGAUCUAUAUGCAGCAUUGCUACAAUUAGCGUAUGCGCCUAAUUUGGAGAAUGAUAAUGAGAAUACACGAAAUGAGAUCCGUCAACAUAGUAAAGAGCUAUUUAACGAAAUUUUUACGAGAGCUGACAUGUUUCGCUCUUUAGACUCUCUUAUUACGCUCCUUGGCUCUCCUCCUCUUCAUUCAGCUCCCAAAUGGCUCAGAACUGUCUGUGGCAAAUUACUCACAUCAGUAUUACUGAGACCUGAUGGUGUGCAAGCCGUGGUUGAUUUUAUGGUUGGAGGCGAGAACGAAGUGAGCCCGACAAAGAUGGCAAAAAUUUCUCAAUUGAUUUUAUCUGUUCCGAGCCAAGCGUCUUCUGUUCAGGAAUAUUUUUCAACAAUUUCUCCUCAGUUGAUUAAAAUCUUGCAGACAAACCUUCCAAAGAACCAAUCUCUCCUCGACCCGGUGUUGACUUCUGAACAAACCAUCUCGUCACUUAUCAUGGUCCUCUAUCGUAUUUUAGUAAGUAGUGAACCUCCUACCCUGGAGACUCUGAAACUGUUUUUGGGUGAUAUAAUUGCACCCAUUUAUUAUAUGUACGCAUUUGCAUGUACUGCUAAAGUAUGGUUAAAGGACAGUCUUCGAGAUGUGUUACUGGCGUAUUUCAGAAUUGUUGGAGACUUGAAUGCGAUAAAGGAGAUUGUAUUUAGACGAGGGAAAGAGAGGGAAGCCAAGGACGUUGGGGAGGUCGGCGAGAUCUAUUUCGCCCGCGGCGAAAGUGGGGGAAUUGAAAUGCGGAUAAGAAGAUCGAAAGGGUUUUUACCUCCAACAGUGACCUAUUUAGACGUCGACAUUUUUAUUGAUUUUCUCAAAACAUUGGCAAAUAACGAAUUGUCCGGAGACAUCUUUAUGUAUCUUCUGAACGAAUAUACAGCCGUUAAAAACGAUCGCGUCCGAAUAACGCAAACAAAAAGAGUUCUUACUCUCCUUCAUCUCAUCCUUGCAAUGAUUGAUUGUCUGGGUUCGACCAUUAUACAAAAGCCCGGACAAAUAAUAUCUUUUGUUGAUAAUGUUUUGGAAAAUUAUGGGCAGAAGGGGUUUAGCAACUCUGCACAAAAAAACUCCCACCUCACAAAGCAGGAGAAUCACAUUCUAGAUCUUCUUUCCGACCGUCUUGCCAAGUUUUCCAACCAUUGGUCAUCUGACAUCCGCCAAAUGUCGCGAAAUCUGUGUAUUGCUAUAUCUGUGCGUAGCCUUACUUCGCCCGUGGAUGACGCUGAAAAAAAGCGACAGCAGUCUUUAAAGAAGUACCAAGAAGCGCUCGAAGCAUUAAGAGAUACUAUACUUCCUGUCCGUGCACGGGGAAUAGUGAUGCUUAGAGAGAUGAUUCUCGCGCGAGACCCCAUUAUGUAUGAAGGCGAUAAUUUAGAUCACGUCUUGGAUAUUUUUAUAAAGAUGAUUGAAGAAGAGGAAAGCUUUAUUUAUCUUAAUGCAGUCCGUGGAUUGUCUUCGCUUACGGAUGUGCAUGGAGAGAAGAUAAUGAAAAAGUUAAUGAGCAUAUAUAGUAAUCCGAAGGAAGCGAUGGAUAGUAGAUUACAUAUCGGCGAAGCUAUUUUGCAGACUAUACAAAGAUGUGGUGAUGCGCUUGGAAAAUAUAUCUUGAUAUUGCUCCCACCGCUUUUGCAAAUUCUCGACAAAGAUACAAACACCAAUCUUCGUAUGUCAGCAUUGUCGAUCAUCGGUUGCGCGUGUGAGACGUCCUCGACUGCUCUCACCAACUGGUUUCAAGAUCUAGUGGAUUGGAUUUUAAAUAUUCUCGCUAUUGAGAAAGCACCCGAGAUACGGCGUGCGUGUGUGGCACUUCUGAUAUCUCUUUUUCGUGGUCUUGGUUCUCGCACGCUAUAUGAGAUUCAUGGUCGCCUGUUAAAACGCGCAUAUACUACUCUAAAAUAUGUUGAGGGUGUAGACAAGGAUGAUUUGACGAGAUAUCACGCGAGGGUUGCCCUUAGCGAUCUAGACGUGAUCAUUAAGGGAGAGUUGAGCAAGACACCAGGUCAUUCGUGA
This is a messenger RNA of Paraglomus brasilianum, 2466 nucleotides long. The record is from the annotation of a GenBank genome assembly. NCBI's taxonomy places the organism in Eukaryota, Fungi, Glomeromycota, Glomeromycetes, Paraglomerales, Paraglomeraceae.